CCGGAAAUGAUACUAAUCUAACCGACCUUGGUACGCUAAUCUCCACGGCAAAUGGUUGCCUUCCAUUUAGUCGAGUCGUCGUCCACAAUCCAAUCUGAAAAUCCGAUCGGGCUGAUCAACAUGGAUGGAAACAAAGAAGACGCGUUGAAAUGCCUGAAAAUCGUCAAGGAAGCGAUCAAAUCCGGAGAUCGAGAUCGAGCUCGUAAAUUCCUUUCCAAAGCCCGUCGUCUCGAUCCGGAUCUCCCCAUCGAUGAUCUCAAAUCCGAGGUCAACAACCAAUCAGACGAGCCACGAUCUGAGAAACCUCCCGCCGCGAAAGACGCACCAAGCUCUUCAUCGUCUCAGCCUUCUUUACGCCAGCGUGGAUCGUCGUCUUCUUCUUCUUCUUCAAUCUCCUACACAGAGGAACAGAUCUCGAUCGUUAAAAAGAUCAAAUCCAAGAAAGACUACUACGAGAUCCUCGGCCUCGAGAACUCCUGCUCGGUCGACGACGUGAGGAAAGCGUAUCGUAAACUCUCGCUGAAAGUCCAUCCCGAUAAGAAUCCAGCUCCCGGCUCCGAGGAAGCGUUCAAGUCCGUCUCCAAGGCGUUUCAGUGCUUAAGCAACGAAGAGUCCAGGAGAAAGUACGACGUGAGUGGCUCCGACGAGCCAGUCUACCAACCGAGACGGUCCACUAACGGAUUCAACGGUGGUUACUACUACGAAGACGAGUUCGACCCCAACGAGAUCUUCAGAAGCUUCUUCGGUGGCGGAGGGAUGAUGCCUCCGGGGAAUGCUCAGUUCCGAACGUUCAACUUCGGAGCUACGCGACAUAGAGCAGCUGCUAAUCAUAAUAAUAACAAUCAAGGUCAUGAUGCAGGUUUCAACGCUCGUGUGCUUCUCCAGAUUCUACCUGUUAUUCUCUUACUCCUCCUCAACUUCAUUCCUUCUUCACAACCCGUUUACUCUCUUUCCGCGACUUACCCUUACAAUUACAAGUUCACUACGGAGAAGGGUGUUAAUUACUAUGUGAGGUCGUCCAAGUUCGAGCAGGAGUACCCACGUGACAGUCACGAGCGACAGAAUGUGGAAGAUGAAGUUGAGAGAGAUUACGUCUCUAUACUUAGUCAGAAUUGUAGGUAUGAGCUGCAGAGGAAGCAGUGGGGCUUUGUUCGUGAAACGCCUCACUGUGACAUGAUGAGGAAGUUCGAGACAGCAGCUUCUGCUUAAGAAACCACUGAAGGUACUUAUAAGCAUCUUCAUGUCGAUGCUUAAGAGUCACAGACAGAUAUAUGUUUUUUUUUUUGCUUUGGAUUAUGUUGCAUUAGAACAUAACAUACGAAUUCUUGGAUCUUGUGUGAUUAUGUCUGAAUUAAGAUUUUGCUUUCGUUAUAAAAUAUACUUUUGA
Molecule: messenger RNA, 1387 nt
Organism: Brassica oleracea var. oleracea
Lineage: Eukaryota; Viridiplantae; Streptophyta; Magnoliopsida; Brassicales; Brassicaceae
Product: chaperone protein dnaJ 49
Exons: 2
Coding region: 52-1209 (385 amino acids)
Biological process (GO): cellular response to misfolded protein
Cellular component (GO): endoplasmic reticulum membrane
Molecular function (GO): Hsp70 protein binding
Source: RefSeq, a predicted model, not a curated record